AUGCGACGUCGUCGUAUCUUGUAACGGAGAAGCUACUAUCGUGUCCACCGGGCUAAUCCGUCCCUUCGCGUCGCACAUCAAGGCCGUAGACGACCAAUUCAAGGGCGGCGCGCACCUAAUUAAGCUCGACCCGCGCGAAUGUCGCGAGUUUCUAGACCGGCAGCGGCUGAAGAACCCGCUAGCAGCAGCAGCAGCGGAGGAUCAAGCCGAAGAGGACACGCUUCUCGGAUGGUUCACCCUGAAAACCGUUGAGAGGGUCGUAACGUUUGUGAAGUCGCCUGGAUUGCUGGAGCACGCGGUGACGAUCGAGGCGGAGCUGCAGAGCCUCGACGAUACCAUCCAUGGCUCCGCUGCCUCUGAACCCUUUCAAGUGGAGCAGCAGCCGGACGGCAGCGACGGCAGAGCGGAGGAGGGCCUGAGAGGGGCGACGCCGCUGAGGGACAGGCUCUCGGGGCGACGAGCGUCGUCUCGCUCGCCGUCUCCCGCCCGAAGCCUUAACGGAUUCAAGACGGAUGCAUCCAGCGAUAGCGGCGAGCGAGAGAGUCGCCUGCGCCAAGCCAAGGACGUGCGCGCGGCCAUGCUCAAGCGCGAGCAGGGCGUGGCGAUCGCGCGCGCAGCAGCGGCGGGAUUCUCCCCGGACGUGCUGCCGCUGCUGCUCUGCUUCGCAGAUUGUUUCGGAGCCGUCCGAUUGAAGCACGCGUGCGUGAAGUUCUCCUCCCUCGUCCGCCGCCAAGACUCCGCCUACGCGGAAAGCCUCACCCGCGCGCAACUCGCGCAGUCCGCCGCGCAGCUCGGCGGUGGCGCAAGCGCGGGCGCUGCGCCGCAGCAGCAGCAGGCGUUUGGGCUGGCGGCAGGGAGAGGCGGCGGAAUCUGGUUACCCGACGGCCACGUCUCCGGAAACACGGUUACAGGGACUCCCGGAGGCUAUUACCCCUUCGUUCCGCUGUAUAACGGGGCUAUGCCCGGUGGUAUCCCCGGCGCUAUGGGCCCAGGGAUAUCUCCCCCUACCGGGAACCCUGUAACUUAUGGCCUCGUCGGUCCCAAUGGGGAGAUUUACGCUGUUGCCGGCGGCAGCGGCGGCAUGGGUGGAAUGGGCGGCGGAAUAGGCGCCACAAUGGGUGGCGCAACUCUCGGCGGGACGGGGUCGGGUGGUUGGGGAAGUGCCCCUGGUUUUGCAGGGUAUAAUAGCCCGUUUUCCACGCCUGGGGUUUGGUCUGGGGAGGACCAAUCAGAAUGGAGCACGGACGAUACUAACGGAAGGGGCGGGUACGGAACUGGGCCGGCUGCGUAUCGCGGCGACUCGCCCGCGGCCGCUAGACGGCGCCGGCCGUUCAAGUCCAAGUCGGCUAGCCGGCUGAUGCCGUGGCAGCAGCGGCCGUGGAGCGCGGCGGGGUUCGCGGCGGGAAAUGCGGGGGCGUGGACGGAUUUGUCGGAUACGAGCAGUGCGGUGAUUGGAAGGGACGAUGUGACUGAACCGAGUGUGCUUUUUCCGGGAAGGAAUUUGAUAGAGGACAGCAGCGUCGCAAGCUCCGUCGCAGAGAACCAGCUCAGCUGCUCGGCGAGCCCGCUGCGACCGGUGAACAGUCGCGCGACGUCGCCCAGGUCGUCGUCGCCUAUGUCGCGCGCGACGUCGCAGGAACUGAGGGAUUUCGUCGCAGGGCUGCAGAGGAGAGGGGCGAAGGGGGAAGCGGGGGUCGGCGGAAGCGGCGCAGGGAGGGAGGCGGCAGGCGGGUUGGACUCAGCCGCCGCUGCUGUGGGGAUGAAAUCGGACGGCGGAGCGUUGAUCCGGAGCGGGAGUCGCUACGGGAGUGCGUCGCAUAUCUCACCUAUCAUCCGCUCCCAGUCCGCAUAUCAUGUGCGAGCGGAGAGCGGGGGAAGGGGCGCGGGGACAGGCGGAGGAACAGGGGGGGGAGCAGGGGGAGCAGGGGAGGCAGGGGGAGCAGGCGGGACAGGCGGCGUAGGGGAGCCAGUUGAUAUUUUAAUGGUGACCGCCUCUACUCCCAAGAAGGGUUCUCCGUGGGCGGGCGCGGAUGAGGGUCGGGAUUAUCUGGGGGAGGUGGAGCUCAGGGGAGGUACGACCGCCCUGAACGACCGUAGGUUGGUGCCUGGGGAACUCGAGAUGGAGAUCAUGGCAGGGUGGGGGGGGGCGGAAGACGAGGGGGAGGAGGACGUGAUGAAGGGGGAGGCGUUCCGCAACUCCCUGGAGGCUGGCGCGGGGACGGGCGGAGGGGGAGGCGGAGGGGCAGCCGGGGGAAGAGGUGCGGGGAGAGGAAGUGGGGGGGUGGCGGAGGUGAGGAGGACAGCAGGGGGGAGAGGUAGCGGUGGUGUAGCAGGAGCAGCAGGGGCAGCAGGAGCAUCAAGGGAAAGAGCAGGAACAGGAGGAGCAGCAGGAGCAGCAGGGGCAGCAGGAGCAUCAAGGGAAAGAGCAGGGAAGAUUGUGGAGAAUGACUAUCCGGUUCUGAUGAGGAACAAAUCUCCCGUUCGAGGAGGAGGAACGGAAGCUAGUGUGGGGAGUGGGAAGGGGGGCGAUGGACCGAGUCAGGAGUCCUUGCUUGUGACUUCUCUUGAGUGCUGGAAGUUCAGUGAAUAUGGAAAGGCGGCAGCAGGAGCGGCAGCGGGGAAGGCGGAACAAGGGGCAGCAAAGGGAGAAAAGGAUCUGGAUGCUGAUUUCAGCUGGAUGCAGGGAGGGAGCAGCAGAGAUGAAGGGGGGUUGGGUGUGCAGCAGCAGCAGUGGCAGCAGCAGCAGCAACAAGAGAAGGAGCAGCUGCACCAGCAGAAACAGCAGCAGGAGCAGGAGAAUGAACAGGUGGCUAGUAACAAGAACAUGGUACAGAGAAGGAUGUGGAUUAAAGAUGUCAAGUCUAACGAGCAUGAAAAUUUGCCUGGGAUGAGUGCUGUUAAGUCUACGAAUGCUGGAGCAGAGGAGCUUGUUCUCUUGCCUGCUGGGAACGCCCUUCAGCCAGUGAUGCCCUCUGGAGGCAAGGGCGGGAAGAAAGGAGCAGAGCAGGCAGAGACAGGAGGAGAGCAGAACCAGGAGGAGUACUGGAAGGGGGAGAGGAGCCGAGUUGGGAAGGAGAAUAAGUUGAUGCAGCAUUCCCCACUGACUCAUUCGAGUUCGGCAUCAGGAGUUCCUAAUUAUGCGCCAGGAGAUGCGCAGUUGGAGCUAGAUCUCAGGUCAGGUUCGUUUGGAGACAAUGACCUUGGAGGAUGGGGGUUGAAGUUUGCCCAAUCCGCCUCGAUCAAAGCAGCUCCCGGGGGUAGUAGCCCGGGCGGUGUUUGGAGUAGGAGUGUAUUGGGUGAGAACAACGCGUAUUCGGAAUUGGGGUUGGAGGGGCCGUUUGGGGUUUUGGAGGAGGUUCCUGUGGAGACGAGGAGGGAGGCUACAGAUGAGCAGGUGAAACUAAAGGAUACAAGGAAGAAGCAGGAGAAGGAGUAUAUUGAAAUGCUGAGAGCCAGGGAUGCAGCACGGAAGGCGGCAGCUGUGGAGGAUUCGCCUGUUGAAAAGAAGAGAGGUUCAAGCCUGAUGAAGAUGUUUGGAUUCGGUUUUUGA
Closterium sp. Naga37s-1 is the source of this 3550-nucleotide messenger RNA. The record is from the annotation of a GenBank genome assembly. NCBI's taxonomy places the organism in Eukaryota, Viridiplantae, Streptophyta, Zygnematophyceae, Desmidiales, Closteriaceae.